Colletotrichum higginsianum IMI 349063 is the source of this 255-nucleotide messenger RNA. RefSeq lists its product as uncharacterized. The coding region runs from base 1 to 255 and encodes 84 amino acids. The record is from RefSeq and is a predicted model, not a curated record. Lineage: Eukaryota; Fungi; Ascomycota; Sordariomycetes; Glomerellales; Glomerellaceae. The transcript has 3 exons.
AUGGACCCAUGGCUCAUGAAUGGAUACCCGCAGCACAUAGAUUUGGGCGACAUCUGCCCUUGGCCUUUGCUGUUGCCGCUGGAAUUCUCGGCCGGCCCCUUGGCCGCUGGACCCGGUCCCAGGAUUGAGUCGGCAGAGCACCUACCCAGACCGCAAUACGACGUGGCACAGUUUGCAGACAUCUAUCCUAAGACGGAUCCUGGCGAUGGUGGUGAUCAUCAUCCGGCCGCGAGCGACCCCACCAUCGGAAUCUGA